AUGACACGCCAAUACUACUGCUGGAAAGUCAGCCUGACCUACCGGUGCGGCUGCACCCAGCUCGCGCCCAUCGCCCACCAGUGCCCGCCCGACCGCGAAGGGUGCAACAGCUGGCUGACCCACAAGCGGACCGACAAGGAGUGCGAGGCGCACCGGCUCGGGUUCGGGCUCACUUCUUCUGCUGCUGCUUCUUCUUCUUCUUCUUCUUCUUCUGCAUCUUCUGCUUCUUCCUCUCCCCGGCCAUCACAGCAGCAGAGUAGCGAGGAUGGUAGCGGGGGUGAGGGUGCGGGUGCGGGUGAGGGGGUUCCGGGGAGGCGCGGCAGCCCGGUUGGGGACGAGAGUGGUGGUGGUGAGGCGGGGGCGGCGGUGGCUGGGAGGAGGGUUGUUGGGUAUUACUAG
This is a messenger RNA of Chaetomium fimeti, 399 nucleotides long. RefSeq lists its product as uncharacterized. The record is from RefSeq and is a predicted model, not a curated record. The transcript has a single exon. Bases 1 to 399 code for a protein of 132 amino acids. NCBI's taxonomy places the organism in Eukaryota, Fungi, Ascomycota, Sordariomycetes, Sordariales, Chaetomiaceae.